CGUAUUUGUGUUUCGCUGGCGGCGGAGACUGACGGUGGAAGGCCGGACGGCGGCGGAACUCCGGCGAGCGCGGCCGGGACCUCCAACCUCUCGUCAACUCCCCAAGCGACUCCUAUUCCUCCGCUCCAUCCAUGGCGUCCCCCUCCCCUCCACCAACGGCGUCCUCCACCUCCUCCUCGCCACACCGGAAGCUCCUCCACUCGUUGAUUUACUGGGCCGUGCAGCGCUGCCGGGUGUCGGAGUCGCCGUGCCGGCUCACGGUCUCCGUCAAGCGCUCCCCGGAACCCGCUCGUUCCUCGCCCCUGCGUAUAGCUGUUUCAGACACUGGAGUUGGGAGCAAGCUAGAGGAGUUCCUGGAGCUAGAUGCCUUGGCGCGUGAUACCCCCGUGGAGAAAUGGGAUGGUACCCUCUUAAUCACAACUACCGGAAUCAAUGACAAAACUAUUUAUCAUUACCAAUUUAAUCUUCAACAAGAAACAUCUUCAAGUGCAAGAUUUACCAAGCUAUCAACCACAUAUAAAAGUCAUGCUAUAUUCAGUGGAACUGAAGUAUCCCUUUGCCUGUCAAAUGAAGCUGAUGUUGAUGACUUCAUAUUAUGGUUGGUUGGCUUUGUCCACAAGAUAUUCGUGCUAAGACCAGCUAAUUUAGCAUGUGAGCUCUUUAUUGAGCAAACAGAUAGUGCUGGAUCAGGAAAUGUUUGUAUGUCGCAAGGUUCUGAUGAUGUCCAUCUUCCCAUUACCACAUCAAGUAUUGACCGUCUAGUUUCUGGCCUUAAAGAUUAUGCACUCUCCCAUGGAAAUGCUUCUGACAAGUGUGAAGCAUGCUAUAUGAACAGGGAUUGUCUGAAGAUUGGAACUGGAGCAGUAAACAAUGUAGACAGAAGAAAAGCUAAAGGGCAGUUUGUCGAAGUUGUGAUAAUGAUUGCGCAUACUUCAUCUGAUUUGAGCUGUUGGAUCUCAAAUUGUUCAUCUACACAGGUUUUGCAUUUUGAAGACUUCAUACCAUGUCCCAUCUCGCAAUCCUCCUUCAAUGUGCUGAUGAGCAUAGACUGGCAAAGCUAUGGUUUCAAGUUAAAAGGAGGUUUCAUGGAUGACGAUGGAAAUGCUGUGCUUCAGUGGGAUAACAUAACAUUUGCUCGUGUUGAUAUUGCUAUUCACACUUACCACGGAGGUGCAGUCAAUGAAUGGAAGAUAUCUCAACCUGAAAGGCAUCUUGUAAGGAAGGCACUAAAGUCUGCAUUGCUUGGACUGAAAGUAGAUCAUGCAGAAGACUUCCUUAGUUGCCAUGGCCAGAAGGUCCGCGAAUAUGUCCCUGAUCUUGCAGAAUCAAUUGCUGGCUUAAUCUUAUCAUCCAGUGAUCAAGAGUUCCAAGAUGAAUGCAUUGCUCUUCUCGGACUAGGCUCAGAUCAAGAUCUCACAGAAGGCUCGGUUAGAUCCUGCAUCGGUGAGAAGAUGAACCGUAUCAUUGAGAUGAAUGACACCAAGGAUAACGUAGAGCACAACUCACCUUAUCUGUUCGAGUGCGAGAAGAUAGAUGAAGAUAGCCAACUGGACGAAGACGACGCAGAUCAAGAUAUGAUUCUUGAUUUCUAGCAUCGUUCUCUUUGCUAAUCUUGUAGCGGUAGCAUUGUUCUCUUUACCAAUGUCGUCUCGGUGGCACAGUUUUACUCUGACCAAAUAAAUUUAUAUCAACUGUAACAACUGCUUUCUACUUUUUAUUAGAAGAAACUGCUUUCUAACUCUUGUAUGCAAAAUUCAGAAAAUGCAAAGUGAUUGCCCAUG
Molecule: messenger RNA, 1781 nt
Organism: Oryza brachyantha (malo sina)
Lineage: Eukaryota; Viridiplantae; Streptophyta; Magnoliopsida; Poales; Poaceae
Product: type 2 DNA topoisomerase 6 subunit B-like
Exons: 12
Coding region: 132-1592 (486 amino acids)
Biological process (GO): meiotic DNA double-strand break formation; reciprocal meiotic recombination
Cellular component (GO): condensed chromosome
Molecular function (GO): protein-macromolecule adaptor activity
Source: RefSeq, a predicted model, not a curated record